Messenger RNA from Musa acuminata AAA Group (dessert banana), 1011 nucleotides. RefSeq names its product cytokinin riboside 5'-monophosphate phosphoribohydrolase LOG1-like. The record is from RefSeq and is a predicted model, not a curated record. Gene Ontology annotation, molecular function: hydrolase activity, hydrolyzing N-glycosyl compounds. Gene Ontology annotation, biological process: cytokinin biosynthetic process. The transcript has 7 exons. NCBI's taxonomy places the organism in Eukaryota, Viridiplantae, Streptophyta, Magnoliopsida, Zingiberales, Musaceae. Bases 87 to 743 code for a protein of 218 amino acids. Gene Ontology annotation, cellular component: cytosol.
UCACUUGUAAUAUAAGGGGGACAGAAGUUGAUCCCUGCAGAGACCAGAGGCAAAGAAGAAGGAGAGGAGUGUCGAGGAGUCUGGGAAUGGAGGGGGAGCAGGAAACGAGACGAUCCAAGUUCAGAAGGAUCUGUGUUUUCUGUGGCAGCAGCCAGGGGAAGAAGAGAAGCUACCAAGAUGCUGCUGUGGAGCUCGGCAAGGAACUGGUGUCAAGGAGCAUCGAUCUGGUGUAUGGUGGAGGAAGUGUAGGUUUGAUGGGUUUGGUUUCUCAGGCGGUUCAUGAUGGUGGCAGGCAUGUCAUUGGGGUUAUUCCCAGGAUUCUCAUGCCUCCUGAGAUAAGUGGUGAGACUGUAGGGGAGGUGAAGGCAGUAGCAGACAUGCACCAAAGGAAGGCAGAGAUGGCAAGGAACUCUGAUGCCUUUAUUGCCUUGCCUGGAGGAUAUGGAACCCUUGAGGAGCUGCUUGAAGUCAUAACAUGGGCUCAGUUAGGCAUCCAUGACAAGCCGGUUGGCUUGCUGAACGUAGAGGGAUACUACAACUCCCUGCUAUCUUUCAUUGACCAAGCCGUGGAAGAAGGUUUCAUCAGCCCGAGCGCUCGCCACAUCGUCGUGUCUGCUCCCACAGUGAAGGAACUGGUCAAGAUGCUGGAGGAGUACUUCCCUCGGCAUGAGAGAGUUGCAUCCAAGCUGAACUGGGAGAUGGAGCAGCUGGGAUACUCUCCCAAGAGAGAGAUUUCUAGGUAGAGAGUGGAAGGAGGAGAACAAGAAGAACGCAAGUGGAACCACGUUUUGGCUUUCAGGGUUGCAGAUCGGGAGGCAGCAGAAACACUCCUACCUUGAGGAAAUGCUCAGGAUUGUCGUUCAUGUAAAUUAUCACAGUGUUCAGAUGUGUAAUGCUACCAACACAUCUUCUUCUCCAAAUGCAUAGUACUAAUCAUAACAAGGCUUUGACUGGCUUUGGCAACCAUGUAUUGUGUAUGUCCAGCUAUGAAACCUUAAGGAAAUUGCUACU